AUAACUCAAAAUGGCGGAUGGUUCUAAUUCUAAUCCGUUCGUUGAGGACGAUGGAGAUUUUAUUGAGAAUGAGCUUGAAGAAAAGGCUUCAGAAAAGUCUCCUAGUUCGGACUGUACAGAUAUUUCUUGGGAUAAUAUUGCCGUGAAGCUCUUACGCGAUAAUUUUGUUCUUACUGCUCUGGAGUUACACACUGAGCUGGUUGAAUCCGGACGUGAACUACCCAGAUUGCGAGAUUAUUUUUCGAAUCCGGGAAAUUUUGAACGAACAAAAGUCGAGACAUCAUCCCCGACACUACAAAGAACUUCGAGUGUUCAUACUUUGGAUUCCUUGGAUUUUGCCCGAUACUCUGAUGAUGGCGAAAGACAGGUCGAUGAACGUAUGGCAGUUCUUGAAUUUGAAUUGAGAAAAGCUCAUGAAACUAUUAAAGGACUUCGUGCAACUCUUACAAAAGAAACUGAACUUGCCUCUCCAGAACAAGGCCGAGAAGGUUUGAUCCCAGGAGGUAAAGAAGAAAUUAUUAAACUUUUGGAAAAGAAAGCACUUAACUUUUUAGUUAAUGAAUAUCUGUUGCUCAGUAACUACAAACUCACAUCUGUGACAUUUUCUGAAGAAAAUGGAGAUCAGGAUUUUGAAGACUGGGAUGAUGUUGGACUCAAUAUACCAAAACCUCCAAGCUUGUUAUAUCUGUUCCGAGAUUAUGGCACUCGUGCAUUUCCCUCUAUAGAAACUUAUGAUGUUGGUUGUUAUGUCAAUUUAGAAAACGAACAUUUAAUUGAUUUACAAACAAAAUGGAAAAGUAAAAAAGACAAUUUAGAGAGUAAAAUUUUUCAAUUGGAAAAUGAAAUUAUUGAAAUUAACAAACAGAAAGAUGAAUUGAUUUUGCAGCUUAAUGAAUGGAGGCAAAAUGCUUCAUCCCCUGAGAACACAUCUAUUCCAAACCAUUCUAGACAGCUAUCCUGUGAGAAUUCACACCCAGAUCCUGCCAAUAUUGAAAAUGCAGUCAACACAGUUUUGGAUGGCAUGAGUGACCAGGGAUAUUAUGAACAGCAGCAUUUAAACCCUAAUGAAGAUGAGAGGACUAUACCACCAUCAUUUGAAAAGGCUUUGCUAGAAACAACAUUGAAUUUAAUAAAAGACCAUCGAAUAGUAUCUGAGGUAUCAAAGAUUUCUGAUUCAAAUUCUGAAACAAUUAUUCUAAUGUUGGCUCGGUGCUUACCUCAUAUAGUUCCACAUGUACUCUUGGCUAGGAGAGAGGAGUUAAUACCACUCAUUUUGUGCACAACUGUGUUACAUCCAGAUGUAAAAGAACGGGACAAGCUUCUUAAUAUUCUUUUUAAUCUAAUCAAAAAACCCAAUGACGAUCAAAGGCAAAUGAUAUUAAGAGGAUGUGUGGCUUUUGCAAAACAUGUUGGUCCUGCACGUCUGGAAAAUGAACUCCUACCACAAUGUUGGGAACAGAUUAGUCAUAAAUACCCAGAACGAAGACUCCUUGUUGCUGAAGCAUGUGGUGCGCUGGCUUCAUAUCUUCCGAAUGAAAUUCGUAGUUCUCUUGUGUUGUCCAUGUUGCAACAGAUGUUGACUGAGGACAAGGAUGAAGCUGUUCGAGAGGCUGUAGUGAAAAGUCUAGGAAUUCUUUUUAGUUUUAUCUGUGAUACUGAUAAAUAUGGUCAGGGUUUUGAACUGCUGAAAAUUUCCCUAAAUGAUGAUUCUGAGAAAGUGUGCUGUGCAGCUCGUCAAGUGUUUCUGCCAUCUUUUGCUUUGUGGGCUGUGCAUCUCCAUAAGCUGGAGUAUGAAUUGCUCCACUCUUUCCUGCGAGAACUGGAGGACCUAGUUAAGGCUAAAGGUUUGCUGAUAGAAGCUACAUCAUUGGAAAAUCAGAGUGCAUUAGCUGUUCAGAAGUCAAACAGCAGCAUCACUUUACCUAUUCACGAAGGAAAAUUUGCAUCUCUGGUGUCGACACUUGAAGAAUUAGUACCAUUCCUUUUUAUAUCUGUUAUACGAACUGGUCCAUAUAUUGAGAAAAUAUCACAUAACAAUGAAGAAGUUCCUGAAAUUGAUGUUUUCAGAUUUCCAAAACCAAGCUCAGAUUUAACAGAUCUACGAGUAAUUUUUGGGAAUGUUAACCAGUUGUCUGCUUACAUAGAACAAUAUGAAGAACAUAUUUCCCAAGAAUGGUUUGAACCAUGGGAACAGUUUAAUUGGGUUGUGAAAAAUCUAAUACCUCGACUACAAGAAGUUGUUUCAGGUGUUGGAUUAACCAUUCCAGUCUUAAUCAGUAUACUUUCCAAAUACUUUUACAGAAUAUGUCGGACAUUUGGCAGAACUUUUGUAGAUAAAAUGGUGAAACCUAAAUUUCAAGAUCUCUUAGUUAUACCUGAAGGGGUAGAUAACCGUGUGACAAUAGGGCAAACAGCCUUAACAACUUGUAUUGUUCCUGUGUAUGCUGCUGGUGUUUUGUGUUCUUUUAAUUCAGAUGAUGAUCAUAACCAGUUGUUUAGAUUCCUUCAAGAUGUUGUUACAACUUUGGCAAUUUGUCAAGCACCAUUAGAUAGUAUACAGGCUGCAUUCCAAGAACUUAGUGCCUGUACAAGUAAUCAUGAAAUACUUCUCGGUGUAUUAUGGGAAGCAGUUGUACACAAAUUAGCUUUAGUCCGUGUUGCUGCUGCUCGACUGUUUGAGUUACUUAUUCAGGGUGUCAGUGAAACUUUAAUAUCAACCCGCGUUGUUCCAGGACUCGUUACUUUGGCAAAUGACCCAGAGGUUUCUGUAAGAAUUGCUACAAUACCUGGAUUUGGAACCAUCCUAGAAAAUGUUACUCUACGAGAGAUGUUGGAUAGGGUUUACAUGCAGCUACAAACAUUCUUAGAUGACCCUGUAUACCGAGAUCAACAUACUGUACAAAUGGAAAUUAUUCGAACUUUUGCUCGUGUAGGACCAAAUGCAGAGCCUCGUUUCAGAGAUGAAUUUGUGCUCCCACGCCUGGCUGCCAUGGCUCUUGCUAAUAACAGUUUAACUAACGAAAUCAAAAAGACCGAUGUUGCUCUGCAGCUUUUUGAGGCCUACAGCGCCAUGUCUUGUUGCUUCAUCAAUGAUCAGUUGGUGCAGGAAGCCAUGCUACCUGGAUUACGGUACCUUCGCCAAGACUUAUCACAGCUUGCUCCCGAGAGAGAGGAGGUGAUGAGUUCUAUGAUCAAAGAAUAUGAAGCAAAGCUAGAUGCAUCAAAAUCUUUAGAAAGGAGUCCUAGUCAGUCAGUAUCUCCGACCCCUGGUGGAAAUACUGAGGAUGUCAGAGCAAGAGUAAUGAGCAAAAUCAAAGAUACAACUUCAAAGGCUCACAUUCCUAAUAUCUUCAUGCGUAAGAAGUAGCCUAUAACUAUGUUACCAUUCCCAGAAUUGCCUCUUUAUCUUCUUCUUUACAAAUAGAUAAAGUUGUUAGCACAAAUUAAAAAAGAAAAUCAUGAAAUAUUAAUUAAAAACUUUUCUUUUGUCUGUGAAAUAAUGGCUAACAUUAUAAUAAAUAUUUUAUUCUAUUAUUAGCCAAAAAAAUCAUGAUUAUAUCGAAAUAUUCAACAUAUAUGGUGGCCUCUACACUUUAAAAAAAAUCUUUUUCUCCAUUCUCAUAUGAAAAAUUUUCUUUGUUAUAUUUAAUGAUUUUGUUUUUGUUUAUUUAACUACUGAUGUCUAAGGUAAUAUAAUAAUGUAACAAUAAGGAAAAGGAUAAUAGUUAUGCAUAUUAUAAUAUAAAUAAAACUUAGAUGUCAAAGAAAUUGUUCCAAUAAAGUAAUUUGAAAAUAAAAAAGCAAUUUCAAUUGGUUUGUUUCUUGCUUGAGAAAAUGCUAUAGGAAAAGGGCAAAAUAACAGUUCUAUGUAUAUGUAUACAUCUAUAUAUAUAUAAUUUUUAGUGGAAAAAAGGGAUCAUUGAGUAAAUAGUUGUUUGAAAGCCUUGUUUUAUUUUACUUUUACUGAUUAGAUAGUAACUGUUAAAGAACUUUGGAAAUUAACUCCAUAUAUUAAAUUCUUGUCUACAACACUUAGACUACUUCAAAUUUUUACAAGAUUUUGAUAAAAUUUAUUCAGAGUGUUGUAUUUUUCUCCUAAAUUGAAUGUUCAACAAUGUGACACUAAUUUAUUUUUGUGAUCGCAUCAACCAGCUUGGUUUAGUCAAUACAUAAGCCAUUUUUUUUUCUUGUUAUUUGUUCAGGUUAAGGAAAGCUUUUUUUUAAAAAAAAUACAAAGUCAAAUUGCUAUUCAAAGUUUACUGUUUUCUUAGGCUUCAGAUAUAAAUGCACACAAAGUGUAUACAUAUUGGUAGCUACGCCAGGCAUCUUAAUUCAGACAUUUUGUCUUUGUAAUAGUUUGAGAGUUUCAUUUUUAUAUUUCUUCUUUUUCUUUUAAUCACAUCUGUAUUAGGAAACUGAAAUUUAAUUACUUUUUGUAGAUCCUUAUUUAGACUUUGAAUAUUACCAUUAAGUGUCUUUAGAAUACAUUUCUGCAAAAAAUGAAAAAAAUCAAAGAAAGAAAAACAAAUUAGAUUUUUCUACACUUUUUAUGAUUUAAAAUUUUCUAAUUUACCAUAAUUUUCCAAUCUUGUCUUCCCUAUGUUUUUUUAAAAUUAGUAUUUGUAGCAAUGGAAGUUUUGCACAAACUACCUUUUUUAAUACUAUUCUUCUGAAAAUGGUUGUAUCUUUUAAUUGUACUUUGUACUCUUUUGUCUGUCUCCAUUUAUCAUUCUACAUCGAUGGGUUCUAUAUAAUAUAGCUAAAUUGUGGUUUAAUUCUUCUGCUAACCCUUGCUUUACAGUCCUAAAUUCUUAUAUACUCUUCUUUGGUAUCUAUUAUUUUUUUGUAUGAUUCUCUAUUGAUAUUUUGGGGGAAAUAUUCUACUUCUAACUUGGAUAAAACCAAUUUGAUCAAGUUUAAUUAUAAGUUGAUAUUUAAAAAAAAUUUCUAAACCAUUUUAUUAGAUUAAUUCUAUUAACUGGUUUCAGUAUUUAAACGUUACAAGGGCAGGAUUUGGUAGAAAUAGUAAAGCCUUUCAGUGUUUAGUUUUGUUCCUCUGAUUUCUGGUUUCAAAUCCUGCUGGGGUCGACAUUGCCUUUCAUCUCUCCAGGGUUCAUUAAAAUAAGUACCAGUCACAUACUGUGAAUACAUUGGUUGGUCUAUUAAUUACCCCUUCCUUUUUCGCAAAUUGGCAAUGUGCCUAGAUAAAAAGAAAUUACUAUUUCAAAGUUAAAAAGCAAAAUAAUAAUAAUAAUAAUAAUAAUAAUAAUAAUAAUAAACAUUUAUUCGUUUUUCUUUCUUCAGUUCUUUAUAAUUACUAAAUUUUUUUAGCCACUUUUUUUUAAUGACAAGGACUGGUAAUGUGAACAUUCAUGAUGUAAAAUCUACCCUUCCCCUUUUCACUUCUAUAUAAUCAUUCCCUACAAUAUUGACAGCUGACAUUCAUAGAUGAAAUUUCCUCUUUUUUUUCUUCUUCUUCUAUCAAUACAGAUAUUCAUUCCUUACUGAAAUCAAUGUUGACAUAAUACAUUGAAACACUUCUCUUAAAACUGAAAUGGUUAGUGCAUUUUAAUAGGAAUAUUCUGUAUGCCAUUAUUGAUUUGUUGUACUGACUGUGGACAUUUUUACUCUCCCCUUUUUUCCCCCUUCAUUUCUCCUUUUCUUUCUCUUCAACUCAUUAGUUAGGAUUUUAGGCUUUAAUUUACACAGAGAUCAGAACAGUUUGUGAAAGUGAGCAAUCAUUAACCAUUUACAGCUGAUUUUAAUGAUGCGUACUGCAACCUUCAAAAUCUCUGCAAGACUAUUAAUAUAGAAUCAAAAAAAAGAAUUACAAUAUUGGACUUUUUUUUCCCUUUUUGUUUAUUAGAUGGUUACUGCAUCCUCUGCUGAGGUGAUAUUUUAUGGGUUUCACAACCAAGCUGAGCCCAUUUCUUUCCAGGUGAUUUAUUGUAAACUAUUUAGACCAAAGCAAUUUUGUAUGACAUAUUAGGUUUCCCAUUUAAUCUCAUGAACUCAGAAUAGAUAAUGAAUAAGUGCCUGCAUGUUAAUGCCUUGCUUAAUUAUCCUCUCAAACUUCCGGAUAUUAUAUUUCUAUUUAUAAGAGACAUAGCUCUGUAGAUGAGGAAUAAUACGAAACAAUGGUUGUCAUUUCCUUCAUAUAGCUAUUUUUGAUUUGAAUGAAAUUGUUCCAAGAAAGUGCAUAUAAAUACACACUCUAGAAUGGGAGUUUAAAUCAUUGUGUAUACACUCGCACACAUGCACGUGUCCACACACACACAUACAAACACACAUUCAUACACAUAUAAACAUACAGAUGCAUGCAUGAACAUGCUAUAUACAAUCACAUGCACAUGUCUGUCUUUAUAUAAAUGAUAUGAAUUAAAUAUUCUAAGACUUGUGACAAAAAAAAAAAUACAAAUUUAAAUUUUUAAAAAAAUUAUUAUUUACUUGAGUAUGUAUGAUUGUAUAUCUUGUAUGUAUGUUGGCCUGCAAAAUCUCAGAAAUAAUAUUUGGUUAUUUAGUUUAAAGUAUUUAUUCCUUUUAAAAAGUAUCAAUAUCCAUUAGUAAUUUUCCAAAAAACAAAAAAUGAAAAAACAAGCUGCUUUUAGAUAGAGAAAUAACUUUUUUUUUUCAUAGAUGUUUCAAUAAGAAAAUGUACUAAUUUUAUACAACAAAAUUGCUGGCUUCUUUUAAAAUUAUUAUUCUGGAAUAAAAACAUUGAAAAUUACUUUAAAAAAAUUUUAUUUCUUUGAUUUUUACUCAUCUCAUUUUCCAAACAAAACAAAACAAAACUUGGUCCAUAGAGUUUUUCUUUCCAAUCUAUUUUUCCAUUUUCUUCUGUCUAUGAAAUGUAAACAUAAUUAAAUUGCAUUUAAACCUAAAUUAUUCAAUGUCUGAAUUUAAUUCAAAAGUACUAGAAAAGAUUAAAUUUAAUUAAUUAAAAACAAGAUGCCUCAAGUUUCUUAUACAAUAACAAAAAUAUAGAUUAUAUCGUAUUAGUGUUCUGAAAAUGAUUAUUGGAUAAAACAAGAAGAGCAAUUUAGCUUGUUAGUUGGUACAAAAUGAAUUUAAGACUUUUACAGUGUUGUACUUUUUAUCAUGAAUACAACAAUAAAGAUAAUGGCUAGCAUUCAUCUUAAGUAUUAAUGACAAAAUAAGAUUACUUCUGUUGAAGAAAUUAACAAAUAUACCCUAAAUAAUUUUCACAAUGUAAUGCGUUCUUUAAAGUACAUAGAGAGCAUCCAAAGUUCUUAACUGAUUUUGUUUAAUACAACCAAGAUAAAAUAUCUUUUAAAAAUUUCUAAGAUAUUAAAAUUUCGAAUAACACUAAUUUGAAGUUUUAAUUUUAUGAAAAUGAAAAUAAUAUUAUUUUUAACUUAGUAGUAAACUGAUACAAGUAUCAUAGGUGAUAACUACUUCUCUGGAAUUUUGUUAAAAGUGAUGCCAAAAUUAUGGUAGGGGAGAAAACAAAAAUCUGAGAUAUUUGCUUCAGAUUCGUCUGAUGACAAUAUUUUAAGUUUUAUUUAGGACAGUGAAUGGCAGAAUUAGUAGAGUGCCUGACUAAAUACCGUCCGAUGUUUAGUUACGUCCCUUUACAGACUGAAUUAAAAUUCUGCUGGGGUCAAUAAAAUAAGUACCAGUAAUAAAUUAAAUGUUGGUUACAUCAUUUAUAAUUCUCUAAAAAUCUAUAGUUUGUGUCAAGGUAAAAAUACCAAUUUUUUAAUAUUGUUUAAAUCUACAUAACAUUAUGUUAUAGUAAAUAGUGAUAUAUUCCUACUUCAGCAAAAACAAUUUGAACAUAAAAAAAAUGACUCGUUAUUUGAAUUUCAUAAAAAAAUAGUUGUAGUUUAGGUAAAAAAUUUUGGAUGUAAAAGAAAAAAUCAGUCUUAGAGAAAAUUGCAAAAUUGUUCUUUAUUAAUUUUAGCAUCUGUAAAAAAGAAAGAAAAGCCUUUUACUUUAACUAAAUUAUAUUAUAGUGAAUAAGCGAUAAGAGAAAAUUCUAUUCCAGUUAGAGGUAAAGAAGUACAAAUGAAAAUAAAAAAGUUAGUUUUCUGUUAUAGUUUUAAAUGUGACAAAACUAUUUAAAACUAGAAGACUAAGAUCUUCUUAUCUGUUCUAAGAUGAGUUUCCUGCUAUGGCAAACUCUUUUCUUAUUCAUUUAAUGUCUCACAACUGUUACAUGACUUAAAGCAAAUUAUUUUUUUUGAAACUCAUUUCAAACAGAUUAUUAUUAUUAUUAUUAUGUGAUAAUUUCAAUUAAUGACAAAACUACUUUAAAAGACUUUUCAAUUGUAGCCUAACUGAUUUCAGUAAAAAUAAGUAAAAUGAGCAAAUAUAUUUCAGUUAUAAGAAGAAUGAUCUUUAUAAACAAAAGUGUUUCUUUAGAGAUUCUGAUAAAAAAAACAAAAACAAACAAAAAAAAAAAACAAUAAAAACAGCCCCUCUAAAAUUAAAUUACUUAUUGAAGAGCUAUUCUCAUAAAAAAUUUAAUAUGACAUAGAAUUAACAUUACAUAUUUUUAAAAUAUCAAAGUUGUUAUUUUUAAAGAAAAUAAAAAGAACCAGUUUAAAAUGUCCUUGAGACAAAUAUUUGUCACACUGUAUAACAUUAGGUUUAUUGGAAGCCAUUUCAUAAUGGAUUCUGCCAGGAGGAACAAACACAGACAUUUUUCUUCCUAAUUUUUUUUUUUUUUUUUUUAACAUCUGAAUUUCAUCUGAUUAUUUCCUUGGAUUCAUAUAUCGACAGUAUUGUGAUUGUGUGCUUUGAUUGAUGUUGUUCAUCUUUCUUUUUUCUUUUUUUGGGGAAUUUCCAUUUUUCUAUGGUAGUAGGCUAAAAAAAUUCUUCAAGCAAUUUUGCAUGACAUAGUCUAAAGGUUAUUAAAAUUUUCUAUUGGAACAUCUAAUAUUUACCUUUUUGAUAAUUCCAGCUUAUGCCUUGUUAUUGAUUUUAUCUCAGACUGCUUAAAAGUUUUAUACUAUCUAUACUAUAUUAAAGCUAGCAAGCAAAAACUUGUAAUAACAUUUAGCCAACUACAUAGUUUUCAAUGAAAACUUUUUCUAUAUUUUACGGGUGUGCUUUAGGUUAGAAAUGUCUUUUACUCUCAUGGUUGUCUGCUUAGUUUUGUGGUAUCUAACUGUAUUUGUAGGAAGUACACUAUUCUUUAGAUACAGCUUUUUUUUAAAGUUUGCUAAUAUAUUUGAUACUAAAUUUUUUACUGGAAGAUUUAUAAUACCUUUGCAUAACAACAUAUUGUGUCUUCACAUUUAAAUUUGGUUUGUUUUACAGUAAAUAAACUGGUAAUUUAAUAAAAUUAAAUUAACUUGUUGAUUAUGUUAGAAAUAAUUUAGGGAAAAAAAGGACUUCCUUUGAUGUAGUCAUCAAAAAACAUGUAGAAAUUUAAAUUAGGAUUAUUAAUGAAAGUAAAUUAGAUAAUUUUAGAUAAAUGGAAUUUGAUUUUAGUUAGUUACCCAUUUGAUUGAACAAAGUAAGUAUUCUUCAGUAUUAUUUGUUUCUAAAUAUGAAAAUAACUUCCUUUAUUUCAUAUCUGUGUUUACCAUUUUUAGUAUAUAUAUAUAUAAUGCUAAAUAUUACCUGAAGUAUGAGUUACAGAUCUAUUCUCUCUUUCGUGUUCUUAUUUCUAAAUAAAAGGCAGGUUUAUUUUGACCAAGCAUGAACACUAAGACUUUUCUACUUGAUGGCAUAUUUGCAAGUAAUUCUGUUAGAAUUUUAUCAACUGACUUUUAAAAUUUCAGAAAUUUGAUAUUACACUCUUGUGCAAUAUCAAAUCAAAAACUGAUUCCUCUUUUAUAUUUUAGCAAAAGACCAAUUUUCCAAAUGAGAUUAAAUAUCAAAAUAAUUUGUAUAUAUCACAGUCCUAUUUGGAUGUGAUUUGCCUUAAUUUAGUCUAUUAAAAGAAUCUUUGAAUUAAAUUCUUCCUAUAUAAAAUUCCCAUAUAUGAAAAACAUAAACUUAUUAUGAAUGUUUCUAGCAGAUGGACAUAUUUCUGUUUCGAAAUGCCAGAAUUAUUACUAAAAUAGGUUUGAUUGAUAGACCAGAAAAAGCUUCAGUCUAUAUUAAUUAUGUUCUGAGCUAUUAGCAUCUGAUAGAAUAUUUGGUAGUUUUUAGCUUAAAUAUAUAUUAUACGAUUUAAUAUUAUUCUUUUGUAUACUAUGCUUCCAUAGUAAGUGUUCUUUAAAUAGUAAUGAAUUAUGAUUUUAAAAAGAAAAAUCAUUAAAAACGUGUGUCUUUAAUUAUCAGCCAAUGAAAACUUAUUUUAAUUUUUGUUUGUUUAUUCUAAGAAUAUUUUGAGAAGUCAUUAUUUCUAUAGUGAAGUUAUAAAUUAUUAAUUUAUUAUUAGAUACAAGUUGUUCAAAGAAAUAAUUUCUAUACAUUGAAUCUAAAUGAAUACUUAGAAAGAAAACAAGUAUCAUCAUCUGUUUUUCUUUCUGAUUACAUCUUAUAUAUUCAAUAUUCAUAUCUACACUGAAUGCAUUACAUUGUACUUCAGUUAUAAAACAUAUCAGAAAAGCGUAUUUAUUUCUUACCUAUAGUGAAAUUAAUCAAGUUUUUAGUACAUGCUCCAUAGAUUUUAUUAAACAUUGAACUAAUUCUUAUACUUUGUUUUUAUCUUUGCUUCCUAAGAAUUUAUAUUUAUUAUAUCUUAAAAUAUCAAAGUAUAAAGUAUGGUGGGGGUAUCCUACAAAAAACAAAAAGAAAAGAAAAUUAGUGAACAUGUAAUUAUAUUUAAAAAAUGGAUAAAUGAACGAAUACAUCUGUUAAAUAAUGUUUAACAUUUCACAAUAAUUACUGUUGUUUUCUUAAAAUCACACACCCGACACCAUCACUAUUUUGCUUAAUUUAGAUAUCCUUAAACAAGUUAUGUUUUGAUGUACAAAAUAUCAUAUAAAGCCUGUAGCCAGAUAUUGAAAAAGGAAAAAUGAAAAUAAAAAUAACCACUGAAUAGUAAAUAAACACAGAGCAUGGAGGGUAGCUUUUAUUUUAGAUUGAGAUUUAAGGAUUCACAUAUGCACACACACUCACACACAAUACAUGUCUUCAAGAAGAAGCCUUUUCAGUAACAAUAACUAGAUGAUGAUUUAUUUAAAAAAAAUUUGGGACAGGCUAAUUUUGACAUUAACCAUUUGAUAGUAUUACUUGUAAUUAAAGAUGAUUUUGACUGCAUACAAAUGCACACACACACACUCUCGCUCUCUCUAUCUCUCUUGCACACAGAUGCAUGCAUACAGAAAAGGGUGUAUUAUUAAUUCUUAGUGAUGAUGGUGACGAUGAUAUGGCUUAUUUAAUUUGUCUUUUAUUUGAAUGACAUCUGUUAAAUGAAAAUAUUUCAUUAUUAUAACGAAGUGUAUUUCAUUUGGAUCUUUUUUGUUGGAUCACUCAGACAUUAUUAUUUUUUAACUAAAGAAUUAGGAGAAAUCUGUUGAUGAGUAAAGCAGAUAUUGAUGGGUAAAAUUGGUGAGUGAAUAAGUUCUUGAAUUCCUCUCACUGAACAGUGCUUGUAGUUAUCUGCAGCUAUUGCAUUCUGUUCUUAGAUAAGAUCCUUACCUCCAUUUGCCUAUUGUGUAAGAAUUCUAGAACUGAUCUCAAUCAUCAUCAUUAAUAUAAUGCAUCAAAACUUUUUCACAAAAUCAACAUGCCUACAUAGGUACUUACAAAUAUUAUUAUUAUUUCACUUGUGACAAAAAAAAAAAUCAUUAUUAUCAUUAUCCUUCUGAGGGCAUUCAUGCUUUUCGUUCCCUCCAGGGUUGAUAAAAUAAUUAUCAGUUGGAUACUGGGGUUAAUGUAAUUGACUAACUUCUUCCCCUAAAUUGCUGGCCUUGUGCCAAAAUUUGAAACUAUUGUUAUUAUAGUUGUUAUUAAGAAGACGACAGUGAGCUGGCAGAAUUGUUAGCAUUCUGGACGAAAUGCUUAAUAACAUAACAUCUUAAUGUUCUAAGCUCAGUUUUUGCCAAGGUUGACUUUGUCCUUCAUCCUUUCGGGGUCGAUAAAAUAAGAACACUGGAGUUGAUGUAAUCAACUUACCCUCUCCUCUGAAACUGCUGACCUUACGGCCAAAAGUUUGAAACCAUUAUCAUCAUCAUUAUUAUUAUUAUUGUAGUGCUCAAAGUAUUACAGCAGUGGGUAAAAUGCUGAGCAGUAUUUAAGUUACAUAUUGAGACUCAAAGCAGGCUUUUGAGGUUGAUAAAAGAACUAUCAGUCAAACACUGGGGUUGAUUUACUCAACUACACACUCCCACGAAACUCAUUGCAUUUAUGCAAAUGAAGCAACUCUGCAAGCCUGUGUGUAUUUUCUGCUCAAGUUGGUCCAGCAACAUUGGAAGUAACCUUGGAAAAGCCUGGCUCUUACAAUUAGCUCUUUCUUCUCUAGAAUUCAGAGACUGUCUCUAUGAGAAACGAUAAUAGCUAUAUCAUCCUCCUCAUCAUCACUACUACUACUACUACUACUACUGCUGCUGCUACUACUACUACUACUACUACUACUACUACUACUACUACUACUAAUAAUAAUAAUAAUAAUAAUAAUAAUGAUAGUAAUACUUCUUCAGGAAUUUCAGGCUUCUUUUCCUUUUCGUUUUAGCAUUGUUAUAAGUAUUUUUUUUUCUUAUUUGAAGGUAUUUUUUUAGCAUACACUCAUACACUGACAACCAUACACAUAAAUACACUGACACCUAUAUACUCUCUCUCUCUCUCUCUCUCAUACACUUUCAUACACUGGCACUUGUACGCUUACAUACACUGACAUUCAUACACAACACCACAAUGGUAGAUAAAUUGAAAUUAUUUUUUUUGUCGAUUGAUAUCUUUGUAUUUCUAUUUUUGUUUUAUCUGUGAUUGAUUAGAACCCUCAUGAUGUAACCCAUAUCUCCUUCCAUUAUUCUUACCAUAACUCAGCCCACAAAAACCUCAUCUUUAAUAACAUUUGUAACAACAAAAAUAAAAAAAAAACAAAACAAACCAAAAAAAAAAACAACAAGAGAUAAAAACUCCGUACUCUCUCCCUCCACAGAACUCUGUCACUCUGGAAUUGCCUUCCUGAAUAUGUUUUUCCAUUUAAUUGCCAACUUUCAAACAAUUAAAAAUUAAACAUCAACCAUGCACUAAUUUCACCCAGUUAUCCUUAUACCUCCAAGUGGUCCAUGAAGUCUUUAAUUUAAAAAAAAAAAAAUUACUAAAGGACUA
Messenger RNA from Octopus sinensis (East Asian common octopus), 13197 nucleotides. RefSeq names its product RAB11-binding protein RELCH homolog. Bases 11 to 3367 code for a protein of 1118 amino acids. Gene Ontology annotation, cellular component: recycling endosome; trans-Golgi network. The transcript is spliced from 28 exons. The record is from RefSeq and is a predicted model, not a curated record. Gene Ontology annotation, biological process: intracellular cholesterol transport. NCBI's taxonomy places the organism in Eukaryota, Metazoa, Mollusca, Cephalopoda, Octopoda, Octopodidae. Gene Ontology annotation, molecular function: protein binding.